Molecule: messenger RNA, 2283 nt
Organism: Protobothrops mucrosquamatus (brown spotted pit viper)
Lineage: Eukaryota; Metazoa; Chordata; Lepidosauria; Squamata; Viperidae
Gene: IFT81
Product: intraflagellar transport 81
Exons: 19
Coding region: 50-2080 (676 amino acids)
Biological process (GO): cilium assembly; intraciliary transport
Cellular component (GO): cilium; intraciliary transport particle B; centrosome
Molecular function (GO): tubulin binding
Source: RefSeq, a predicted model, not a curated record
CCGUCGCCACAGGCCUGGGCGCUUCCGAGAUCCUUUUCUGGACACCAUCAUGAGUGACCAACUGAAAUUCAUCGUGGAGAAGCUCAACAAAGAGCCGUUCAAAAAGAAUUUCAACUUAAUCACUUUUGAUUCCCUGGAGUCAAUGCAGCUCUUACAAUUGCUCAGCGAUGUUCUGGGCGAGAUUGACCCCAAGCACAUCGUUGACAUUAGAGAAGAGUUGCCAGAACACACAGCGAAACGGAUGUUGACCCUGCUUGGCAUUCUUAAAUACAAACCUCCAGGAGGUACCUGUGACUUGAGCGCCUUCCGCCAAGGGUUAGUUACAGGAAGCAAGCCUGUCAUUCACCCGGUCCUGCAUUGGCUCCUUCAGAGGACCUCUGAGCUCAAGAAAAGGGCCUACUUGGCCCGCUUUCUGAUCAGGGUCGAUGUGCCAACUGAGUUCCUCCAGGACGACACGGUGGCUGAUACGAACAGACAGUAUGAAGAACUGAUGGACGCUUUCAAAAGCUUGCAUAAAGAGUGUGAACAGCUCAAGACAUCUGGCUUCUCAACAACAGAAAUAAGAAGGGAUAUCACCGCAAUGGAAGAGGAGAAGGACCAGCUGAUGAAGCGAGUGGAGCGGCUGAGGAAGCGGGUGGAGACGGUGCAAAACCACCAACGGAUGCUUGAGAUGGCCCGGCAGCUCCGGGUGGAGAAAGAGCGGGAGGAAAACCUCACCCAGCAGAAGCAAGAGCAGAAGAACCAGCUUUUUCACGCAGAGCAGCGGCUACACCGAGUCCGACGUCAGCUCAAGGAUAUGCGUCAUGCAGCCGUGGAUUCAAAGCCAGAAAGCUUAAUGAAGAGUCUAGAAGAAGAGACAAAGUUCAACACUUAUUUGGUCUCCGAGAAAUUUCCUAGAGAGCUGGAAACGAAGAAACAGUCCUUGCUGCUCUUGCAGAAAGUGGUGGUUGAGCCAGCCAUGGGCCAGUCCGAUCUCAACGAGCUGGAAUCCAAAAUAAAGGAGGUCAAUGCCCAAAUCAAUCAAUUAAUUGAGAAGAGGAUGAUGAAGUACGAACCGAUUGACAGUAAAUUUUCGAUGUACCGGCAACAGGCCUCUAUCAUUUCGCGGAAGAAAACAGCCAAGGCGGAGGAACUUCAGACCGCCAAGGAAGAACUUGCCAGCCUGGAGAGGCAAAUGUUCCAGAAGUCAAGCCAGGCUCGGGAGCUGGACGGGACAGAAGUCUUGAAAGGCGACGAGUUUAAGCGGUACGUCAACAAGCUCCGAAGCAAGAACACCCUUUACAAGAAGAAGCGCCUGGAAAUAGCGGAGAUCUCGGCUGAGUACGGCAUCCUGCAGAGGACGGAAGAGCUGCUGAAAGAGCGGCACCAAGACAUUCAGCAGCAGUUGCAAGCCAUCGAAGACAAGAAAGGAAUCUCCGGGUACAGCUACACCCAGGAGGAGCUGGAGAGGGUGUCGGCCGUCAAGAGCGAAAUGGAUGAAAUGAAGGGCCGGACUCUGGACAACAUGUCCGAUAUGGUGAAAAAACUGAACACUAUGGUAGCCGAUAAAAAGUCGAGCUUGGCCCCAAUCAUCAAAGACCUCAGGCAGCUGCGACAGAGGUGCCAGGAGUUAACCCAGGAAUGUGAAGAGAAGAAAUCCCAGUACGACAGCUGUGCCGCUGGUUUGGAGAGCAAGCGCUCAUCCCUGGAGCAGGAGGUGAAAAGCCUUCGGGAGGAGUGUUUACGGGAAGAGAGCAACUAUCACCAGGUCAACUGCAUGAAAAUGAUUCUCGAAACCCAGCUGCAGCGCGUCAAAGACGAGGUGAAAAUGUAUGUUUCUUCAGAUCAACAGGAAAGAAAGAAGGCUGUCAGGGAUCAGUAUUCCAAGAUGAUCACAGAACAGGACAACCUUGGAAAGAAACUACGAGAGAAGCAGAAAGCUGUCCGGGAAAGUCACGGCCCCAACCUGAAACAAGUCAAAAUGUGGCGAGAUCUCCAGCUUCUGAUGGAGUGCAAAAAAGAAUGUUUUCUCAAGCAACAGAACCCGGCCUCGGUGGGCCAAGUCAUCCAGGAAGGCGGAGAAGACCGCCUGGUCUUGUGAAAGAUACCCUGCCUGGUAUCUACGUCAUCCCAAAGAGCCACGCUUCCUCCAGCGAGUCUGUUGCAAAUGUUGGCUGGGGUUUACGAGUGUUUCGAUGCAGAUGAGAUGUCUAAUUUGCCAUGCUUCGGGAGUUUAGCUAAAAAGUUCUUGACUCAACUAGAACAUGGUUCGGGGUGGGGGCUUCAUUUGUUCCUUCUUAGAAG